GCUAUGUAACCUAUCCUAGCUAGGUUAGUUAUCUACAACAUGUAGGAUAUGCUGUGUUGGUAAAUAUGUUUUGGUAAUAUCGAAAAAAGUUUGAUUAUCUUAUACUCCGGUUGUUUUAGUAACAUGAACAGUUUAUGAAUUGAAACUUUUUUGCAGUUUACCUAGCUAAAGUUGCGCAACAACGUUAGCUAUUAUCUUACUUAACGCUAGCUAGCAACACUUCUGAAGCAUGCGACCAGCUGAUGAUACUGUGGAAAAAGUUAUUUUAUCCUUUAGCUAAACUUUGUAUACCUUUAUACCGUUUGACUAUAAAUUUGAACGGUAACGGUAAACAAACCUUUUAAUAUCAGUUAUCGAAAUUGCAUGGUAAAAGAGUGUAUCAGCAAAAUAUCAAGAAGAUUUUCAUAUAUUCUGCAGCCUGUUUUUGCGGUUUAGGAACGUUAACCUAGGUAGCUUGCCAGCUAGUUAAAUUUAACCUAGCUAGCUACAAAAGACAUCAAGAAUGGACGUCGUGCUCCAAGCACCCAAGAUUUUCUCUCACAAUGUGAAGAAAAAGAACAUUCUUCCGCUUAGUGAGCUGGUGGAGGAGACAAGAACUGGCAAUGUCUCCCAUCAUCUUCUUGAAACUAGCGUUUACAACAAGGUGAAGGGCAAUAAUGUUGUUGCAGUGGAGCCUUCAGAGCUGCACUUUAGUGGAUUUGAAGUGGGAAAGGUUUACAAAAGGGUUGUGAAACUCAUAAAUAUUUCGUCUGAGGUGCUCAAUGUCCACAUUCUUCCCACUCAAACAAAGUACUUUUCAACUGAGUACACAAAAAAGAGUCGACUAGUUCCAGGUCUCUCCUACUCUAUUAUUGUACACUUCAGUCCCGACAAGUGGCGAUACUUUUUUGACAGCAUCCAUGUUCAUUGCAAGGGAGAGGAAAACCUGCUGGUCCCUGUGCAUGCUUAUCCUGUCAUUGAUGAUGUUCGUAUCCCAUCUCACAUCAGACUUCCUGUUGUGCCACUGGGACAAAGCUCAAGUCAUGUGAUUCCUUUGAGCUGCAAGUGUCCAAUAGAGUUUGAGUUCCAGGUGCACUGCUUGAAACAUCAUGAGGCUUUCACUGUCCAGCCUUUAUCAGGAAUCAUCCCAGCCAAUGGGAAGACACAAUUUACAGUGACAUUCACACCACACCAGUAUGGGACUGCUGAAAUCACUCUGAAGCUGGUCAUCUCUCAGUUCAACUCCAAACCUGUCAUCUGCACUCUGAGUGCAUGCUGCUCUCCUUAUCUGAGCCAACAGGACAAAAAUAAUGAGAGUGACCAAAUGUUUGCUGACGGCAGAAAAACUGAAGUGCCCCCGACUCCCAAAUAUAAAGCAGCCCCGACCAUAAUAAAGUAUAGGAAGAAGAAGGUUAAAUCUGAAUCACACUCUCAGAACUCAGCUGUGGAUGUGUCCACCCCUGCCGGAGUUGUAAAGAUGCUUAUCCAGCACCAAGACAAAAUGAACUACAAGGACCUCAGUGAGACCAUGUCCCUCAACAAGACGGCACACCAGACAAGACAGAUGAAAGAAGCUGCAUUUGAAAAUCAAGUUCAAGCAAACAUCCAAAAGGAGAGAGCCAAUCAUCUUCAAUGCCAGGUGCAUCUAGGUGAAAGCUUGUGGUCAACAGAGCAGAAAAUGAACGUCUUGAGGGAGCAGGAAUUUGUUGCUGCCGAGUACAUGAUGAAAAAUGACCCGGGUGUCAGAGAGGUUGAUUUGACCAGAGACAUCUCAGAACUCUCAUCGCAACGAGUACAGCGGAAUGCGGGACAGCUUCCUGACAAUGCUCCCGUAUUCUGCGUCUAUGACAGCAGCAACCUGGAGGUGAGACAUAGAGUGCUUAGACUCUUCCAGCAAGCUGUUCGUAAGGUCGUUCUGCGAUGCCGUAUGAAUAACAGGCUGCUGUUGUUACGGGAUAUAGCUGCCAAGAUGGAAAGGCACAAAAGAGGGGACAAAAACACAAAAGCAGAUGAGACGCCACCACUUUUGAAGGUGUCAUCAGAAAAGCUGCUGCCCUUUGAGAUGCCCAUCUUCACUCCUGUGAACCAUCUAGAUGAAUUUGCUGUGAAUGCACUUGGACAUGUUCCUGUUAGGCAGAUUCAAAUGGAUUUGACUCUCAACAUUCCUUUCUUUAAUCUAAAGGUUCCCCAGCAGUACAGGCUAAUGGGCUAUCAGGAAGUGUCUGCAUACGAGGCCGGAACAUCUUUUGUCCGUACUGAUUUGGCCAGGCCAUUACGCACUGGAGCACAGGACGAGUUGGUGCCCAUGGCAAUGCAUCCUGCUGUGGAGUCGCAAGAGGACAAGGAAUUGAGGGAGGAGCAGGGAAUCGAGCAGGACCUUGACUCCACCCUACACUUCAGUGCUCCUAGAAACAUGCUCAAUCCUCCGAAUGCCCACCCUCUCCGGAUUUUUAAUCCUGCUCCAGGUGUACAUGCCUUCAAACCAACCCCAUUUUACCUAGAGAGUGACCUAGAGUUCCACCUUUGUCCAUUGCCAAGACACACUGUCUCCAAGAGCAACGUCAUGGGAAUUUAUAUUCCAAGUACUCAAAAGAUGUUUCUAGACAGAAAGGACAUUAUAAAAGGGAUCAUGAUAUGGAAAAAGUUUCCCUCCAUGGCAUUGACUUCUUUUCCCUCUACUUCGACAAGAACCAACAGCUGGGCCCCACGCUUGUCUGACCCCUUCAAUAGUUCUCUGCUGCCUCUAGAAGCCCUGCCCGCCUUGCAAGACCUUCCCGACAGCAUGAGAGAGGGCAUUACAUCUGACAUGGCUGAAUGUACAGAGGCUAGUCUUACUCCUGAGAUGGUUCAAGCAGAGUUUCCACCUGCUGAAAAUGUUUCUUCCAAACCAUUAAAGGAAGACAGCACUAAAGAUGACAGAGAAAAAUGUGAACAGCUACUACAGUCAACUUUAAAAUCACAAACCAACAAACUUGGACCCAAAGUGUUGGCCAGGAUUAAAUAUCUCAAAUCUUUGGAUCAGAACAGUCAGACUCAUGAUGCAUGACUGCAAAUAGCAAUUUUAUCUCAGGAAGAACAUUUUAUGUUUGAGGAAAUGAAAGUUAGCCUUUUUAUAAGCUGAAAUAAAGAUGUCCUCUUGAAGCCUCUUGUGUUUACCUCUUUCAAGUGGGAAAAUACAAACUGCAGCACAGGCCAAAAAUAGGAAAUCUGUAGUUGCAAGAACCAGACACGUAGUAAGUGAAGGUUAAGCAGAUAACUUGGUGGCUAAUUAGAAUAGUGGCAUAAAACCAUGGCAUUAAUAGAGAAUGUAAGAAGAAAUAAAUUUUACAUGUCUUAAACCAAUUAGCAUGGUAUUGUACAGUCAUUUGUAAUUUAUUUGGUACAAUAAAUUGCCAUUUGCCAAUUUAUUUCUAUUCACUGCCAGACAAUUUUUUUGUUUGCAGUGGUAGUGCUGAAUAAUUGUGUUCAGGCCAAAGAAUCACAUAUUAAAUUCUGAAUGUUGUUCCAAUAACAUGUUAAUGUUUGGGGGAAACAAUGCCAAGUUUGGCAAUUUCUUUGGCAUUCCUUCUUCUGGACAACAAAGAGACAGAAAGUCAUGCAACUGCCAUUCCAUACCACUCCACAGUUAAACUGUAUUAGACUUGAAUGGAAUAUAUUUUGCUCCACACAUAGGUGGAAAAUUCUUGAUUGGAGGUUGUGUCCUCCAAUUUUCAGAUGUGGCAUUAUCAGUCAUAUUUGGAUGGUUUGAGCACAAAAGAGACAUUUUUACUGGAAAAACCUGUCACUUCCCAACAACCACAUCUGGGCAUCAUGGUUAUGAACCUAAAUUUCAUUAAAUGUAUGACUGGGUAUAGGCUGCUUCUCCAUACAUAGACCUCUCUGUCAGAAGUGUUUCAAUAUGUUUACACUGUGUGUUAGUGCUUUUUUAAUUAGGUGAGGUUUUAUUCUUAAACUCAUGUUUUAUUCUGUAGAAAUUUCCAGUGGUGAGACUACUAAGCCAAGUAAUUUACUUCAUGAUUUCUUUCAGUUUACAAGAAAGGCAGUCUGUAAGUACUUGUUUAAAGACAGUCAGAUACUGUAAGCCCAUGAAAUGACUCAUCAUUUAGCAAUAGCUUCAGUUACACUAGGUGUAUUUUUUAAGUCUGCUCUUCUAAUCUGUGGUGUACCAGUUCAAAAAGAACAAUUCAUGGAGAAACAAACAGGGUUUUACAGAGACAUUCAUGAGACGUACACACUAUGGUACCUAAGAAACAUCUCUGAAACCCUAAAGGUAAUUGUUCCUUAGAGACCAACUCAAAGAAUGUCUAAUUAAGAGCAAGUUUAAGCAGGUCCUGUAGGCGAUUCAGCAGAUUGUUGAUUGUGCAUAAGAAGAAGACUCAUGAUGACUCAUGUCUUUAAAUGAGUGCUAUUGUUUACUAACUUCCUUUUGUGCCAGUUUAUGUUCUAUAACCACUCAUUAAGGGGUAUUAAAAUGCAUUAUGUAAAUUAUUUAU
Molecule: messenger RNA, 4472 nt
Organism: Electrophorus electricus (electric eel)
Lineage: Eukaryota; Metazoa; Chordata; Actinopteri; Gymnotiformes; Gymnotidae
Gene: cfap221
Product: cilia and flagella associated protein 221
Biological process (GO): cilium movement; motile cilium assembly
Cellular component (GO): 9+2 motile cilium
Source: RefSeq, a predicted model, not a curated record